AUGCCACCUACGGAUACAGAACCCGAAGCCUUGGCCCAGGUGGCGCCGGAGACUUGCCAAGCCUAUCUGCCGGGCCCACACCAAAUUGUGCGCGAGCUUCCCCGUUUUGUGUGCUUGGAGCGUCCUGCACUCGAGACCGGGGCCGUUACCCUGAUCACGGCCUUUACGCCGGAUCGCCUUGAUCUUUUCUUAAGUUUGGUGCGCAGCUACGAAGGUCCGGUCAGCGCGGCACUGUUUGCAAACGAUGAAGAGGCCGACCGUGUUGCCCAGGCGCUUGCCGAGACCAGCUUUGCCCGGCGGCACAGGCGCGUUUGUGUCCAUUUAUUAAUGCCCGAUGGCCUGGCUCCAGGAGCCGUUCCAAUUAAUCGUCUCCGCAAUUUGGCUUGGGACCACGCCCCAACUCCGUGGGUGUUUCAUGUUGAUGUCGACUUUGAGGCAAGCAAUCGGACGGCCUUUGUGGUGCCCGCGUUUGAAACACCGCAGUAUCGCCUGCCUCGAUUCGGGACCAAAGCUGCGUUGCUGGAGGCAUGGGACUUGGGGCUCUUGCGGCCGUUUCGUAUGGAUCUAUGGCCCGUGGCCCAUCGCCCUACCGACUAUCACCGCUGGUCAGGUACAACUGACCCUUAUGCCAUUGACUGGCAGCCCGACUACGAGCCCUACCUGCUAAUGUCACCGCAUGCCCCGCGCUUCGACGAACGCUUCUCUGGAUUUGGCUGGAAUAAGGUCUCGCAAAUCAUGGAGCUGCAUGUCAGCCACCAUCGCUUUGUGGUGGUGCCUGCGGCUUGGGUCAUCCACAAACCCCACACCCCCUCGCAUGAUCUAGCUGCUUUUCGCUCGGAUCCAGGGUAUCGAGCCUGCCUGCAAGCGCUCAAGGAAGUGUUCCAAAGUGAAUUGGCUCAAAGAUAUGGAAGUGGUGUAUGA
Molecule: messenger RNA, 921 nt
Organism: Monosiga brevicollis MX1
Lineage: Eukaryota; Choanoflagellata; Craspedida; Salpingoecidae
Exons: 4
Coding region: 1-921 (306 amino acids)
Biological process (GO): protein O-linked glycosylation via mannose
Molecular function (GO): xylosyltransferase activity; glucuronosyltransferase activity
Source: RefSeq, a predicted model, not a curated record